GAAGCCAGCAAGCAAAAUAUGAGCGGCGCGCAGAGGGCAAGAGUUAGGGCGAGAGGGAAAUAGAGAGAGAGAGAGAGAGAGCUUCUUCUGGCUGUGCCGGCCGGAGAUCCAGAAGAAACCAUUUCUGAUCGCUUGGAUUUCUGGGACAAACAAAAUCAAAAUGGGGUGAGAAAAGGUUUCAGUCUGUUGGGGGCUUGUGAUAAUUUUGGGAACUUUGUGACUUCUCUCUGAAUUUCCGAAUUCGGGUCUUGCUUAUUCUGGUGCUUCGAACAAAAUGGUUCUUGAUCAAGGAAGGAACGGGAGAGGUGGCGUCGACCCCUGGGCGAAAUUCAAGAAGCCUAAGGUUCCAAAAGCGCCACCACAGAGAGGGCUUGGGGUUGCCCAGCUGGAGAAGAUUUUGAGAGAGCAGGAGCAGAAUAGCCAUGACCCUGCCAAAAUAGCACCGCCCAUUGGGCCUUUUCCGUCCAAUUUUGUGGGCGGCGGCGGCGGCCGGGAAAUUGGUGGGUCAGGCAUGGUUUUCCCGGAAAAUGACUAUUUUCCUUCAAUGGAUUUUCCUGAGAAAGUGAAUCCAAAUUUGCCUUCCCCUAUCUUGCUGCCAACAAAAGAUCAUCAGUACCCUCCUUGGAUGAUGAAUCAUGUUAUUCCCUCUGGGUCAUCCACUGGUGUGGAUCAUCAUCCGAUAGAGUUCCCUUCAAACCAAAGACCUUUCAACUAUGCAUCCAUUCAACCAGAGCAAGAGAAGAGUGUUGGCACAAAGCGGCCAUGGCCUUUCAGUCCUGCCGAGCCACAGGCUCCCAUUUACCCCAACGAAGUGCCUUCAUGGCUUCCUCAAAUGCACAUAACAGAGCCGCCAUCUUCAUGUAUAAGUUGUGGGGCAAUUAUCUCUCAUCCCGGCAAGGAAACCUCCAGUUGUCUUCUCAGGGACACAAGGAAACUGUUGCAGCCUAAGAUGAGUGGAAACAAAAGCAGUAUGGAUGUCCAGGCCUUUGAUUUUCUGUCAUUAGGCCUUGCUGCACCUUCUUCACCACCUGCACAAGCCAUUCCUGAGGAAUUUCCUGCAUUCUGUUCAUUCCCAUCCCAGGAAAGCAAGGAUGAAUAUGGUGGAUGGAGUCAUCAAGAGCCACCCUACAGCUCUGUUCCACCAAAGAGAGGAGCUGGAUCGGCAGAAACAGCCACAAGUUCCAGCCAAAUGACAGGUGGGAACACAGGGGAUGCUGUUGAUCUCAACCUGAAACUCUCAUUAGGCUGAUUAACAAGGCAUUAAGGCUGAUUAAUAUGGACCUCGCUCUCCAUAUUAAUUGGUGAUCAAUGGUGUGGCAUAUAGUUAAAAGGAACUUGUUGCAGAAUAUGAUGACAUAUGGAUGUUAUUAUCUUUGAACUUCUUAGAGUUUGAUAGCUGCUUGCUUGCUUCCUUCCAUCUUUUCAAGAACAGGCCCAUAUCUCGUGCUUGCUGAAUGUUGAAUACCAAAUUUUACUUCAUUUUACUCUAAAAAUUUGAGUGUUAAAUCUCUCAUGUGAUGCUUGGGGUCCUCCCCUUAAAGUACUGGUUGAAGUCUUAACCACUUUGAUAGUAUCGUCCGUCUGAAUUGGUUCUAAUAC
Diospyros lotus (date-plum) is the source of this 1599-nucleotide messenger RNA. RefSeq lists its product as uncharacterized. Gene Ontology annotation, molecular function: DNA-binding transcription factor activity. The transcript has 6 exons. Lineage: Eukaryota; Viridiplantae; Streptophyta; Magnoliopsida; Ericales; Ebenaceae. The record is from RefSeq and is a predicted model, not a curated record. The coding region runs from base 275 to 1249 and encodes 324 amino acids.